UCACACAUGGGCAGGGAUUCGCACCGCCGCAUUGUUAGGGGUAAGAGAGGCGAGUUAGCCUGUUAGCACCUAGCUGCAUCCUAUGUACUAGCAUUAAACUAAAAUAGACGAAUGAUUAUUUUAAAGAGCGGUUUGAUGCGACUGAGUUCCCCGGACAUUGCACUGUAUCAUUCGGAUACAAUUAGACACUCGAGCGGAAGCAUUUGGAUGCUAACCUAGUUAGCCAGGACUGUGUGGAAUUAGCUGCUGCUACCCUUGCAGGCCCUGCACAUUGCAGCUAGCAGCUAGCUUGGCUUCGCUUUAAUUUGCAGGCUUGGUGUUAAAAAUGAAGAAGAAAGGGAGACAUCAUCGUGUGGCCACACCACAAAGGCCCUCGUCACCCAUCAAACCUUCAAGAAACCGUGAAACUCUGACCUACGCUGAAGCCCAGAGGAUGGUCGAGUUGGAAAUAGAUGGACGUGUUCAUCGACUCAGCAUCUAUGACAAGCUCGAUGUAAUCAACAGUGAUGAUCCUUUGGCUCAGGAGAUCAGUGAAUGCAACAGUAACAAGGAAAAUGCAGAGGAACCCCAACAGGUUUUGGUGCGUUCUGUGCGUCUCAAAAACAAUCAGCAGAAGAAGAGUGCUGCUCUGAGUUCAGGGCAGGGCGCUCCGGCUCAGGGCAGGCUACCGGAGCCAAAAAUUCGAAUGAUUGAAUAUAAUCUUCCAGCUGUGCCACGAAGGCCGUCUACUUAUUAUUCUCAUGUGGAGAAGACCUCAGAUGAGCUGGAUGAGGAGGUGGAAUAUGAUAUGGAUGAAGAAGAUUAUGCAUGGUUGGAGCUGGUCAAUGAGAAAAGAAAGAGUGAGGGUUUCAGUCAGGUUUCCCAGAACGUUUUUGAGUUCCUAAUGGACCGCUUUGAGAAAGAGUCCUUUGUGGAGAACCAGGGUCAGGGAGAUCCGCAGUCUCUCAUUGAUGAGGAUGCAGUUUGUUGCAUCUGCAUGGACGGCGAGUGCCAGAACAGUAAUGCUAUUCUGUUUUGUGACAUGUGCAACCUAGCAGUUCAUCAGGAAUGUUAUGGAGUGCCCCACAUUCCAGAGGGCCAGUGGUUGUGCCGGCACUGUUCUCAGUCUCCCUCCCAACCUGCAGAGUGUAUUUUUUGUCCCAAUAAAGGUGGAGCACUUAAGAGGACAGAUGACGAUCGUUGGGGCCAUGUGGUCUGUGCUAUAUGGGUUCCAGAGGUUGGUUUUACUAAUACUGUUUUCAUUGAGCCUAUAGAUGGGGUAGCUAAUAUUCCACCAGCUCGUUGGAAACUGACCUGCUACCUCUGUAAGGAGAGAGGAGUUGGAGCCUGCAUUCAGUGCAGUAAGGCCAAUUGUUACACCGCCUUUCAUGUGAGCUGUGCUCAGAAAUUUGGCUUGUACAUGAAGAUGGAGCCGAUCAAAGAAGUGACUGAUACAGGAUCCACCACGUUUUCAGUGAAGAAGACCGCCUAUUGUUGUUCUCAUACUCCUAGUGGAUGUACCAGGAGACCUCUUAGCAUUUAUGAUGACUCUCAACCCAAAAAUAGUCUUUGUCAAAAGGGCAAACAUAAAAGUCGGAGAGCAAAAUUUACAGGAUGCCACAAGAAGAAAUAUAAGAAAGUAGAUGCACAGUCAGUUCCAGCGGUUCCAGCUGUGUCAGUACCCAAUAUAACACCUAAAAGCUUUAACACUAUCCUCAACCAAGUUUCUCUUCAGAAGAAAAGACAGUUUGUGGAGCGAGUUCUCAGUUACUGGAUGCUGAAGAGGCAAUCAAGAAAUGGUGUGCCUCUUAUCCGACGCUUGCAAACUACCACACUGACUCAAAAAGUACCUCAGUUGGAACAAAGAGAAGAGGACUGUCUGGCAUUAAAGGAGCAGCUGAAGGAUUUGCAUCGUUUACGCCAUGACUUGGAGAGGACGCGUUUGCUACUGGAACUCAUUCGAAAGAGAGAGAAGCUCAAGAGGGAGCAGAUGAAGCUUCAGCAGUCAGUCCUAGAGAUGCAGCUCACUCCGUUUACCAUCAUGCUGCGAGCUGUGUUGAAUCAGCUGCAGGAGAAAGAUCAGACACGGAUCUUUGCCCAGCCUGUCAGCAUCAAGGAGGUUCCAGACUACCUUGAGCACAUUAAGCAUCCAAUGGACUUCUCUACGAUGAGGAAACGCAUUGAUGCACAUCAGUAUAAGAGCUUGGAGGAGUUUGAGGACGAUUUCAAUCUCAUCAUCCAUAACUGCAUGACAUACAAUAGCAAGGAGACCUCCUUCUACCGCUCUGCUGUGCGUCUGAGAGACCAUGGAGGAGCUAUUCUCAGGAAGACUCGAAGAGAUAUGGAGAGAAUAGGUUUCGACUCCACCAGUGGGAUGCAUCUACCCGAGCCACCUAAAGUAGAACCUCAUCUACUGCUCACAUGGGAAGAGGUGGACCGGAUGCUAAAUCCUGCUAAUCGAUUGCACAUGUCUUUGGAAGUGCAGCUCAGUUCACUGCUAGAGAUGCUUGAUUUAACAAGUGCUAUGAAAUCCAGCCCAUCACGGAGCAAGCGCCUCAAGUUGCUCAAAAAAUCCAUCAAUGAUGUGCGGCUUGAAAUGAACCAGAAAUCUACGUGUCCUCCCUCCGAACAGAGGCAGUCCCAAGAGACCCCACCAGUCCCUGUUCCAGAGUGUUGGGAAGAAGACAAAACAUUACCUCCUAAACUAGAGCCAACAGCUUCUGCUCCACUUGUCACAAAUCCAGCAAAUCUCUCUGAGCCUCCUGCACUGAAACCUGUGGACCUCAGCCCUGAGAAAUGCCACAGAAAGAUUGCACUUGAUGGCAAGAUGCUCUCUACCUCACUAUUAAAUGGACUUUCCUCUGAUCUACAACCUUCUGAAAACAACGUUAUGGUAGCUACUUCUACUCUCACAGAACCAGCAGGCACAAUUAACAGAAGGACUGCGGUGCUCUUCAGGAAGUCUAAGAGUGUGAGCCCACAGAAACCAGUAAAGCUGGGAGACACUUCAGUGGAUUGCCCUCAGCUUGGCACCAAAACAUUCCUGUCAGUUGUAAUUCCACGCCUUGAGACGCUGCUUCACAGGAAGAGAGCUCACAGUGGGGACAGCCAGGAGGAAGAGGAAUGCCCGGUCAAACGCUUUGAUGCAGGUUUUUCUGAUGGCUGUAUAAUACUGGAGCAGCAGAAACAGUUGAACAGCAGAGUCUUAGAACCUCGGCGUCGUUGUGCCUCUGAAUCCAGUAUCUCUUCAAGUGGCAGCACCAGUCUGCUGGACAACACAAGUACUGUCAGUCAGCCAAAGGGCGGCAAAGGGAAGCAAGCGAUGGCACGGCGAAACACAACGGAUGAUCGAAAUGAACUGAUCGCGUGCAUAGAAACGGGGAACCUUUCCAAAGCAAGCAAGCUGGCAUCUGAGCUUGACAACAGCAAUAUAUGGAUCCCCCCUAAUACUACCACACUAACUCUGGAACCCUUUAAACUAGUCUGGGCAAAACUUAGUGGAUAUCCCUCCUACCCUGCCUUGAUCAUAGACCCACAGAUUCCCCGAGUGGGCUUUCAUCGCAACGGCGUGUUCAUACCCACCCCUCCACGGGACGUGCUCCGAGUCGGCGAGCUGAUGCAGUACAGGUCAGAGGAGAAACUCUUCCUCGUCCGCUUCUUCGACAACAAGCACAACUGGCAAUGGCUUCCUAAGAGCAAAAUGGUACCUUUGGGGGUUGACAAGACAUUAGAUAAAAUCAAAAUGUUGGAGGCUCGUACCUCAAGCACACGGAAAGCCGUGCAAUGCGCCUUCACCCGUGCCAUGAAACACUUGAGCUUAUUCCAGGACUUCAGCGAUGGUGACUGAACUACAUUCAAUGGCCACUUCAGGGUUUGUAAUCCCACUUGCCCACUGUCACACCUACAUAUUUGGCUGGCCGUGUUUACGGGGAGCCGAAUUGGGCUCCUUCUCUCUGGCCUUCCAUCAUGAUGACUGUGAGAGGAUCUUCACUCACGUGCUGUAGCACUGCUGUGAAUAUUUACUGCCAUCACCAUCCUUCAGAAAAGCCACGUAACCAACCUUGCCUGUAAAUACAAGAGCGCUGUAAGUUAUCCAACACUAAUUUAUUAUGCUUCAGUUGGUACCGCACAUUACCUCGUGGAACAUUUCUACUCCAAGGUGAACAGAGCACUGAGGUGCAGACCUUGUUGGUGCUAUAUUGCAAGCAAAGCCUCAAGUUUUUCCUCCUCUGUAAAGACAUGAACGGGGCUUUUGCACUUACUGUAUCAAACAAAAUUCCUUUUUAGCAGUUAAGUUAUUGUAAGUUUCCAAUGCAAGCUUCUCCUACGUGGCAUUAAUGUUAUCCACUUUUUUAUAUAAUGAAUGAAAAAAAGUUUUUUUUCCUACAACUACUUGCUGUUUGUACAUAUUUAUAUAAAACUAUAAAAUUCUAUACUGUAUGUAAUAUACAGAGUCAUUUUUGGACAAAGUAAAAAGUAGCGAUGAAAAACCAGACGUGCAUCACUCACAAAACCAAAAAAUGCUGCCCAGUUUUCUUACUUUUUUUUAAUUUGCAUGAGUGGUUGUAAAGUCUGUGUGUCUGUGUGUGUGUCUGCGUGUGUGUGUGUGUCUGCGUGUGUGUGUGUGUCUGCGUGUGUGUGUGUGUGUCUGCGUGUGUGUGUGUGUCUGCGUGUGUGUGUG
Tachysurus vachellii is the source of this 4660-nucleotide messenger RNA. RefSeq names its product bromodomain containing 1b (gene brd1b). NCBI's taxonomy places the organism in Eukaryota, Metazoa, Chordata, Actinopteri, Siluriformes, Bagridae. Gene Ontology annotation, molecular function: protein binding. Gene Ontology annotation, cellular component: MOZ/MORF histone acetyltransferase complex. Bases 326 to 3826 code for a protein of 1166 amino acids. Gene Ontology annotation, biological process: regulation of transcription by RNA polymerase II. The record is from RefSeq and is a predicted model, not a curated record. The transcript is spliced from 13 exons.